AUGGCGACUAUUAUUUCAGAAGCGGAAGUCACAGCGGCUAUAGAGGAGGCGUUAGCUGAAGAUUUUGGCGACAUGGAGGACUCAAACGCUGAUGAAACGCCUACUGAAACAAAAAUUGAAACGAUGCGGUUUUCUUUCGAGCCAAGAAACAAGUAUGUUACUGAAGUUAAGGACAUGAAUGAGUACGUUUUGUCGUACUUUGAGUCGAUGAACCACAUGAGUAAGAGAAUCAUAACAGAACAACGCGAACUUAUGGCUGAACAUGGCAGUAGAUGGAAUCAGUUAAGCCUAGAAGAACAAGACAAGUUAAUAGAUAAUCGAAUGCUCGACCCUAAAGUUAGAAAACAUUACUACGUUGAUGGAACUUUCUCAACAAGAAAGCCCGACUGGUUUCCUGUCUUGAGGUUGGCCCAUGGAGUCUCGGGGUCGGAAAAUAGUUUUAACCCGCGCGACAGUAUAGCAUCUGUCACGGUAAGAUUUUAUGCCCUUUGUGCUUAGCAAUCAAAUUUAUUUUCCUUCAAAUUGAUUUUCUGAGUAAGUUUUGGGUUCGAAACAUUAUCUUCGCAUUUCAACGCAUCUUUGAGGGCAUAUUUGAAUCGAAUUCUUGGCAAAUUACGCGUUUGGAAGCACAACAUGUCACACUAUUUUUUUUAAUGCGAGCGGGCUCAUGACGUCUACCUGAUAGCCAUUGAUAGUAAAAGCAUUGGGUGUGGUGGAUUAAGAUCAUUUUAUGUAGAUUUUAACAUACACCACACCUCGGAAAUGGAGCUAAUUCUUAAAAGAAAUUAGAGGAAAAGCUAGAAGAGCAUGUUCUAGUUUUUGCCCUAAUAAUUAUACUACCCUGGCAGUAAAUAUUGUAAAAUCACAAUAUGAAAACUACAUUGUGAAUAUUUAUGGGUCGUGGAUUUCCCUUCCAUCUUAAGGCUGAGAGAGAAUCAGUUGUUGUCACGUUUUUUGGAGAGUGCUACUAACAGGAAAAUUCAACGUUACAACAUGGCAGUCAAAUAUCUUACUUUUAUCACUCCAAAGGCACAUACAUGUCACGCAUGAAUGCCUCCUGGACUUGACUAACAUACUUGAUCCCGUUUCUAUGGAGAAAAGUUGUCCCAGGUGAACGGGUCACCCUGGAAGCUACCAGUGGGCAAGCUAGCUUUUCAUACAUUUCCUUAAACAAAAUGGGGCGAACCAUUUACAUGAGAAACAAAAAGUUGGCACCCCUAGGAGGGUGACUCGCCUAGCUGGGUCAUCCUUUUGUGAAGGUAGGGUUCCCCUUGUGGUUGGGCCAACAAUUUUAUCCAAAUAAACACUUUGGCUCACCCAGCCAGGCCAACUCAGACAAGUUGAGACAAUCAGUGCAUGUGUGAGUGCUGUCCAAGGACUGGUGGCUCGGGCAAAGGGAUCAACUUUUUUCUCAAUGAUGUGACUGUCGUAGGUAAAAAUCCAUUCUUAAACUGGCUAAACCAGUAUUCAAGUGAUUAGCAGGCCCUGCGAAAAGUUUUCUUUUUAAGAAAAGAGAACAAAUCUAACCAAGUCACCAUUCUAGCUGGACAAACCAGAAAAGAUGUCAGACACAUAUCAUGUUCACUUAUAAAUAAUUCUUUAAUUAUUGCUUAGCAAAUCUUCUGCUACCAAGUGAUAGUCUUUGAUGCUUGUUCUAUCCGGUAAUCAUGCAUGUCCGACUGCAGGUGGGAUUAUUCAUUGGAUGGCAAAUUUUUGGUUGGACAUUGUCUGAUGACCAACUGUUAUUUGCAUCUCUGUAUUAGAGUUAGCUUUAUGCUAGGAUUCUUACCUUAGCAGACCACCUUGUAGGUUGAAUACUUGUUUAACCAUAGAAGAGAUUCUACCAAUCACAUACCCACUAAUGUCAGUAUAGUGUAAUCUAAUAAAUUAAAGAUUAUUUUCCUUUUCACCGAAAUUAGGAAAAACCUAUUUUGCAUAAAUAUUUUUUUCAACAGACUAAUGUUGCAAAUUGCAUGUGUAUAGAAAAGUGCAUUCAAAGUCAUAACAUGAUAUUGAGUAAUACUUAAUUAGCUUAGACUUUACAAAUCUCACAGAAACAAUUUCCUUUCCCCUUUUCUCUUUUUGGUUUUUCUCUUUUUUGGUUUAAACAAGGAGGCAACAUGGUAGAGUGGUCAGCGCAUUGAACCCGCAAUCCAGCAGUCCCGGGUUCGAGUCCCGCUCUGGCCACUUGCUGGAUUUGUACUCGGUCAUCCUGAGUUCAAAUUCUCGGCCACGCUUGUAAAUAGCCAACUGGUUGCGUCCUGUCAGUUGGGGUUUUUAAUCCUGUUAUGUUGUAUUUGAAUUAUUAUUUGUUUCUAAGUAUUUGAGUGGAGUGCCUGUAAACUAGCUGGAUAUUAAGCAAACUGCACUUUCCACUAUAAACAGGCCUUUAAACCUUUUAAAACCUUUUUUUUUAUAGGAGAUGCAUUCAAAAGACCAGUUCUCAUCUCCUUGGUCUUGGGAGACAAAAGUAAGUGGUUGGAGUAUCUCAGGAAUUCCUAUAUGUUGAUAUACUUGUAUUACUAAAGAAUAAUGAAGCCCUCUUAAGGGGAGGGGGGAAGGGUACGUACAGGGUUUUCAAUAAGAUUUCAAGUAGGUGGCAAAAGCUUUGGAAUAGGUGGGGAAGGAAAAACUUGCGAUAAAGGCACGACUUUCUGGAAAAACUUUGAAAUCUGGGCCUCUUGGGAUGCAUUUCCAGCAUUCUGAAGCAAAAAUGAGAGUGUUUGAACAGAACACAUACAUCAUUAAGUUGCGGCUUUUUUAUUCUUUGACAGCACAUGAAUACUUUAUUUAAACUGGGGUAAUUUCCAAAGAAUAGUAGGCGGUGAGUUCACGUGAAAUAGCCGGCGAAUUUCACUGGCCAGCGGCUCUUAUUGAAUACCCUGACGUAUGCCCCUAGUCGGAAUUUCAAUAGUGGUCAUUCAGUGAGUUGAAGAGCAGGCCGUGUUGCUGUUGGAGUUUUACCAUUGUAUUUGUGAUUUUUGUCUUCUCUGUCGCAGUUUCAACCCAACUUCGUGUUGUUUGUCACCAUUUCGUCUAGUCUUACGUCACUGUUUUAAGGCCAUGUGGCUUGUCAGAAUUUAACCCUGACAGGGCCUCAGUAAUAACAGCAAGGUUUACUCAAGUCACAGUAGAAUAUACCUGUUUUGGCUGAAACCAUUGCACUGACAAGUACAAAAUCAGGGGCAGGUCCAGGAUUUUUCUUAUGACAGGGUGCAGCACCAAGGAAUGGUGUAACUGACUGGUGAUGAAAACAAAUUUUAAUACAGAAUACCAGUUGUAUUAGAAAUCCGCAGGUCACCCUAAGGGGGGGGUGCACACAUCCUGCACACCCCACUAGAUCUGCCCCUGAAAAUGUCAUAUUAACCCACAUUCCCCUCAAGGCUUUUCAUGUAAAUUACAAGUACACAGUAUAUGGUAGACUUUGCCAGACUCCUUACCUUGGUAAAUCAUCUGAAGUAAUAGGUUAACAAGGCCCCCAAUGUGAAUGUUGAUAGAUAAUAUUCAAAGGGUGGUCAUCUCCAUUGGUUUGUUGCAUCCUUAGUGAGUGCUUCAGUGCAUCAUGGUUUUCUGAGUGUGACAGUUUAGAGCUGAAGGUCUUAUCAGUAAUUUCUCAACCUUUUUUAGAGUCAACAAGACCUCUCUUUGUUGGAAGAAGGAGAACUUGAGCAACACUUGAAAAAUGCCUUAGAAGCUGACGCUGAGGAAAUAAGCACAUUGGCUUCUGCUGAGUUUAAAAGGCGAGCACUGAAUGACGUUGACACAAGGUCUAAGGACACAAGUCAGAGUGGCAGCUUUCCUGGAUCAGAACCAUUAUCUAGGAAAGAAUUCAUGUUUGACGGUGUUAAGCACAGUCCAGCGAGUAGCAUGCAGGGGAGUAAAGGAAGUUUGUCAUCAUCAUCAUCAUUACCAAAAGGCAGCAAGGCAAGUCUUGUAUCAACCACACCUCCAAAGGGUAGUAAAUCCAACCUUGUAUCGACAAUAACUCCCAAGGGAAGUAACUCAAAUCUUGCAUCAUCAACACCUCUCAAAGGAAGCAAAAAAAAUCUUGUCUCAGACACCCCUCUGACUGGAAGUGCUGUUAAAGUCAAUGUUUCAUCAGAGACACAGCUGUGGGAGAGCAGUGCAAGUUUUUCGACACAACUAGCUAGUGAACCAUCAUCUCAAAGGGAGGACAUUGGCCUUCAGGAACUCAACAAGUCUUCAACUGUGUCUAGUGUAAGUAUUUUAUAACAAGGGGAAACUCUCAGAGCAUUACCUUAAUAAUGUUACAGUGUGCAUUUGAAUAGAUCCCAGCUUGACUAAAAACAGUAGCACUAACCUACAAAUUAGUUUACCUCCUUCCAGAUACUAUUCUUAACCCUCUUAUGUUUAAUUAAUUUUAAGGUUUUUGUUUCAUUUAUUAAGCCCCUUUUGAGGAGAGGAUGAUUACGGUAAAUCCACUAUUAAGCCCCUCCCCCUCGGGGGGCCUUAUUUAUUUCAAGCCCAUUUGAGGGGGGACUUAUAGAGAUGGGGGGAUUAUUUUAGAGGGGGGGCUUAUUUAAUUUAGAAAAGACAAUGGUAUCAGUUCUCCAUAGAGAACUAGAAUACGGAGAGGAAAAGCUCAAGUACAAGACGUUUUAGGUCGUGCAGCCGAGGAUCAGAAUCACAUACGAACUUCCAGUUGGUAAGUAAACCAUCCCAGAUCAGUCCACACAAAGUUUUACAAUCAUGAUUGAUUAAUACAGUCUUUCAUAUAUUAGUUAAGAAUAAUUAGGGGGGAGGGGGGGGGUUAAUAGGGAGGGGGGGCUUAUUAACUUUCUUCUCCUGAGAAGGGGGGGCUUGUUAGAGGGGGGGGCUUAAUAGAGGAUUUGGAGUAAGUAUUAAAUUUUAUUUAAGGUACUUAUUAAAGCUAGGCCCAAGGGACUAGCAAAAUAAAUAUGCUCGCUAUAAAGAGGUUUUGUUAUAUCGAGGUUCUUUUUCAUAUAUUGCACUACUCUUGGAACAAAAUAAUAGUUCGUUAUACCGAGGACAGCGUUAUAUAGAGGUUUCAUUUUUAUCAUGAUUCCACUGUACUUUACAAUUAACAAAAUCAGAGCCGAUCAUAUACAGUCGAACCCCGCUAUUUCGAAGUCCCAAGGGAAAUGAAAAAAAAUUUCGAAAUAGCGGGGCUUCAAAAUAACCGGGGAAGCGUAAAGGGGAAGGGUAAAUCCAAGGGCAUUCGAUCUUCCUUCGAAAUAGCGAGGUUCAACUGUACAAAAGUUUAUAGUAAUGAAAAGAUUAAUCAAAGUUAAGUGGUGACCAAUUCUUCGCUUUGGACUCCACACAAUUCUGAGAAACUGGUGAGCUACCCACCCCUCCCCUAGCCCAAUUUUAACACUGACUUCUUACUCAAGACAAAAUGCUGGAUUGGGGGAGGAGUCGGUGGCUAGUUUUUCAGACUCUAAAUUGAUUUCUAUUCACUUAAGGUAGACUUUUUCUAAAGCAUAAGCAAAGGUUUUCUCUGAAAUACCAGAAUCUACUUUCUUUUCUUUCUUUCAGGAAUUCAAUGUUGACACAGCUUCUAAUUCCAAUGACUUGAUGGCUUUUCUGCAGAAUUGGUAGCCACCGUAAUACAGUAUCGUAAUGAACUGUUCUGGAGUGCUAAGUGUGUUUUGGAAGUUCGUACAGUGUGUUACAACAAGCUAUCACAAAAUUUUGUGACUCUUUUCAAUUAACUAACUGACUUUCCUGGCACGUUCAAAAACACAAACCCCAAAAUUAAGCUGUGAGAGUCUCUCUCCCGCGAUUAUUUUUAAAGGAGGGGUUGUCUGUGCGCAGGUUACUGUCCCAGAGUGGCAAUGCUACUGUGCUAGCAUUUUAUGAGCACGUUAGAUGCCCCUCCUCUACCAGUGAAUGGUUUGAACCCAGAAGUCAUUUCAUAAGUAGUUUGAAUAUGAUCACCCAGGUGGGUGUAGUCCUUAACCCUUUAAACCCCAAGAUCAAAAUUUGAAUUCUCAUUUGUUGCCCCUAUUCGUUUCCUACAGAAGUUGUGGGGAGAAGUUGAUAAAAUAUCAAGCAAAUUCAUCUUGUGUGAUCAUGUCCGUAGUUCUCAUGACCACUCUGUUUUACAAAGCAUUGAUAUUACAAGGAGAAAUUUGAUGCUGAUCACUCAAAAUGACUGUUAUGGACAGUGACUAACGUUUCGACAACCAGUACGGUAGUCAUCUUCAGAAAUCUUAAAGAGAACCUCAAAUGUUCAAAAUGAAAGUCAAAAUUUUAAAGUCGUUUCUUUUCCAUCAGGCGAAAAAAAUAAUUUCCAUUGGUCUCCAAAAUGAUGCAAAGAACCAUGAUACGCCUUUUAUUUGGUCAAAAUUGAUACCGCACGAAACGACGUUAAUUCUUGGUUGUUAUAAUAGUAGGCAACUGAAAAACGUUACUUCAGAGUUAUUGUAGCAGUUUGAUAUUCGUAUUCAGUUUUCUGACUCAUUUACGGCUCUUUAGAAAAAUUAAAAUUUAGCAUUUAUUCCUGCAGGUUUACUUAAGACGACGACUCUUACUUAAGACGAUACCCAUUUCCCAUCUUCGUUAUCCAUGGAUGUUUUACCCCGCGUUAGGAUACCGUAAAAUUCCGAAAAUAAGGCCCUCCAUUUAUAAGCCCCCAAAAAUCACAACGCAAAAAACCCUCCGUUAAAUUGCCCCUCCGAAU
Porites evermanni is the source of this 6667-nucleotide messenger RNA. NCBI's taxonomy places the organism in Eukaryota, Metazoa, Cnidaria, Anthozoa, Scleractinia, Poritidae. The record is from the annotation of a GenBank genome assembly.